This is a messenger RNA of Lecanosticta acicola, 793 nucleotides long. The record is from the annotation of a GenBank genome assembly. Lineage: Eukaryota; Fungi; Ascomycota; Dothideomycetes; Mycosphaerellales; Mycosphaerellaceae.
AUGUCCGAAGUCACCUUUGCGAAGUCCUUCCUCGCAACCCUCGACAAGAAGCCAAUCAAGCUGCCUGCCGACCAUGUCAGCGAUCCAAGGAAAUAUCCAAACCAGAGUCCUGUGGGCGCAUACUCUAUGCCUCUCACGUAGAAUGUCACUAACAGGUAUUCAACAGUACAUCCUCCCCAAACAAACCCACCCGUUUCCACGCAAAACAACCACCGGCCCCAAAGUUACCAAAUCUCUCUCGGUAACCCUCAAACCCAUGCGAGCAGGCCAGGCGGACACAGUGACGCUCUCCGACAUCUCCCUCGACACCACAAUCCACGAAAUCAAAACCCAGUAUGCCGCCAAAACAUCCCUCCCACAAGAUAAAAUCAAACUCCUCUUGAACAAGAAACCCACCCAGGAUCUCAAAACUCUCAAGGAACUUGGCGUACCUGCGGAUCGAGAUGAUGUUGAAUUCAGUGUUAUGCUGAUGGGUGCUUCGGGUACGACACCAAGGACGCAGAGUCCCGCGGUAACGGAGAAGGAAAGAGCACCGGAGCCUGCGGUUUCAGUUCCUGCUGCCGGGGAUAAGAUGGAGAUUGAUGAGAAGAGCCCGGCGCCGGAGAGCGAGAAGGCUCAUGCGGAGGCGGAGAAGACGAGUCCUCUUGGAGGAGAGAGUGCGUCGGCGGUGUUGAAGACUGAGGAGUUCUGGGCUGAUUUGAAGGGUUUCCUGUCGCAAAGGUUGCGCGAUGAAAAGGAAGGGGAGAAGUUGAGUGCGGUCUUCAGGGAUGCUUGGUCAAAGAGCCCAUCGUAA